Messenger RNA from Seminavis robusta, 417 nucleotides. Lineage: Eukaryota; Bacillariophyta; Bacillariophyceae; Naviculales; Naviculaceae. The record is from the annotation of a GenBank genome assembly.
AUGGCUAAGACACCAUCCAAGCAAUCUGCCAAGACACCCAAGAAGGCUGCCGGAGGCUCCAAGAAGUCCAAGAAGCGUACCGAGACCUAUUCCUCCUACAUCUACAAGGUGUUGAAGCAGGUCCAUCCUGACACUGGUAUCUCCAAGAAGGGCAUGUCCAUCAUGAACUCCUUCAUCAAUGAUAUCUUUGAGCGCAUUGCCACUGAGGCUGGAAAGCUUGCCACCUACAACAAGAAGGCCACCUUGAGCAGCCGUGAAAUCCAAACUGCUGUUCGUUUGAUGCUUCCCGGAGAGUUGGCCAAGCACGCUACGCACCCUUGUUUCCUGUUGACUCUACCGGCGAAGCAUGACCUAUUGCCGUUGGGAUCAUCAAACAUACCAUACUCCAUGAUGACACGAGACACAACCACACUGUAA